This is a messenger RNA of Hypoxylon fragiforme, 1516 nucleotides long. Its product is annotated as putative alpha/beta hydrolase. NCBI's taxonomy places the organism in Eukaryota, Fungi, Ascomycota, Sordariomycetes, Xylariales, Hypoxylaceae. The coding region runs from base 413 to 1324 and encodes 303 amino acids. The record is from RefSeq and is a predicted model, not a curated record. The transcript is spliced from 4 exons.
CUUAUAAUUCCACUCAAUAGUCGCGUAAUGUAUAGUAUCAAUCCGGAAUUCCCCCACGGUUUAAAUUACCGAGACACUGUGUGGUGUUUGCUUCAAGACUUUAGAAUGUGUGAUGAAAGAGACCCCAUGCUCGUGGGAUAAAGCAUGAGCUGUUGGGUCGUCAAAGCACUUUGGCUGCAUACGGCAUUUAGGGUCAAAGGGACCUGUCCCUUGGGAAAUCUCAAAUCGUACUUAUCCAAGUGGCUUGUAACGAGUCUAUCUCUCUCAUACUCUCUCCCCAAGUCAAACUCAAUUUCUAUCAUUGUCUCUUAAGCUUAUCUAUUAGGGCCAGUCCUUUUUUUUUCUCCCAAACAGAAAAAGACAUUACACUUUCUAAAACAUUUCGCCUAGAUACCUAGACAAACGAGACACCAUGACAGCAGUAGCAGCAGCAGCAUCAGCCCAGGCCAUCGCCGUCCCGCACCUGGCCGCGCGGGUCGGGUACGCGAUAGCGGGCGGCCAGCAGCAGCUGGACGCGACGAAGCCGACGCUCGCGCUCAUGGUCCCGUUCUGCUCGACGGUCGACUUCUACGGCGCGCAGCUCGCCAGCGAGAAGCUGCAGCAGGCCGCCAACCUCGUGGCCAUAGAGCCCCUCGGCCACGGCGCCACCACCUGCGACUCGGAGCACUUCACGUACUGGGACUCGGCGCUUGCUGCGCUGCAGGCGCUGCGCGCGCUCGGGGUGGAGAAGGCGUAUGUGUUGGGCGCGAGCCAGGGGGGCUGGAUCGCGGUUAGGAUGGCGCUGCUGAGGCCGGAUGUGGUCCUUGGUCUUAUCACGCUCGGGACAUCGAUGGACGCUGAGACUGCGGAUUCCCGCUCGAAGGGUUGCUGGGACCCAGCUCCGUUUGUGACUCCAUUUCUGGAGAAGUGGAGAAGCAUCGCGACGACCCCCGACUUCGUGGUUGGCGAUGACUGGAUCCAGCCCGUGCUCGGGCUAGGGCUUGGCGCGGCGAACACCCCCGACAUCAACGAGCCCUGGACCAAGAUUUUCCGGCGCGUAUACUCGGGUGCCGAAGGUCUUCGAAAGCUAAGGAUGGCCACGAUCUGCAUCGCGGAGAGGGAUGGGCUGCUGUAUAGACUGGGGGAUGUGAAGUGCCCCAUUCACUGGCUGCACGGAACGGAUGACCCCGUUUUCGGGACUGUUGUCCCGGCGGAGCACAUCAAGCUCUUCACGGGCUCCAAAGAUGCCAAGCUGGAAUUUCUCGAGGGCGGUUGUCACUUCUUGAACAUAUCGCACCCCAAGGAAGCUGAGGCUGCGAUCUUGGCAAUGGUCACAAAAUCUUAAAUACUAACCUAACCUAGGAAGAAGUAUUGACAGGAUGUCAAAUUUUUGUGAUGUAAACAUAGGAGGUCACCAGCUAGUAAAUCACAUGACAGUUGCCCCUUUCGCAUGCUAGCAAGAACAUCUGCUGAGUGUGUCAAGAAUUUCAGCGUCGUGUUUAUUGAGAGUUCAUACUACAGAAUUCUAAAUGUUUAG